CCUUGCCUUGAAUGCUCUUGUUCAUAUUUAUGCAUGUUUCCUGAUUCCCCUUUUCUCAUCUGUGAUGUGAUGCUCAUACGAAAAGGAAGAGUAAGAAGAAAUCUAUGAAAGAUGGUAAAUUGGCAAUAGAAGAACAUGUAGGUGUAGAAGCUGGUUGAUGCUGGCAAUUGGACUCUUAUCUCAGAGUAAAUUAGCUUCAGAUAUCAGAAUAGUACACUGGUUCAGAAAUCAGAAUAACUACUAUCUGGGUGCAACUUGCUGGCAGGGCAGUUAAAUUAGAUAUCUUACUUUUCAUUGUAUCUUGCAUAUUACUUUUACAAAUUAGUGUUCAAGACAAUCUUCUGUUGUUGCAUUCCAGCAAGUUAGCUUACAGCCGAAGAUAGUUUAUCCAAUCCAAAUGUUGUAGGUCGAACAAAACUUAUGGCUGGGGUAAAAAUAUUUGCGGUGAUCAGCAUCUUCCUCUCGCUUCGCUGUUAAGCUACGCACCGGAUGAUUUAUACUACUACCAUGUUUUUUAUGUUGGGUCUGAGAAACUAGAGAAUUCAUGCCUCUUUGCCAUGCCAAGAGUAUUCUAGGGAUUUCUUAUGAAUAUACUGUAUGUAAUAUGGGAUGGCUAUUUUGAUUAAGAGAUCAAUUUUUAUGCAGGUUUAUCUACACUCUUCUCAGCCUGGGAAUCAUCAUGUGCUUGCUGACCUGCUUGGGCUACAUCGCCGCUGAAACUGCAAACAGCCCCUGCCUGUCUUGUCACGUGAUCUUUGUAUUCUUGCUUGUGAUAUUGGAAGCUGCAAUCGUCGCCGAUGUAUUUCUGAAUAGCUACUGGGAGGAGGACAAAUCCCACCAGAUAUAUAUUGUUGCUCACUUUGCUUGCUGGAUCAAUAUAUUGCUGGAUAUAUAUUGUUGGUCAUUUUGCUUGCUGGAUCGAUCAAUAUAUUGCUGGAUAUAUAAGCCAUCUUGCUGCUGCUCGCUGAAGCAUGCAGGAAAAAAAAUGCUAUUUGGCAUAUAAACCGAGUGUCCCAGGGACAUGGCACCCGGCUUAUAGGCAUAUUAUGCCACGGGGAGCUGUAUAAGCCGAGUGUUCCAGAUGCAGGCACCCGGCUUAUAGGAUAUGUUUAACAAUGGAUGUCCUAUAAGCCGUGUACAAAGGCACCCGGCUUAUAUUUAAACCGUGCAGUUCGUGUAGACACUAGGUUUAUAUUUAAACCGUGCGGAUCGCUUAGGCACUCGGUUUAUAUUUAAACCGUGUAGAGCUCGUGGGCACUCGGUUUAUAUAUAAACCGUGUGGCUCAUGCAGGCACUCGGUUUAUAUUUAAACCGUGUGGCUCAGUUAGGCACUCGGUUUAUAUUGACGGUGACACGUGGCCGUUAUCUCGCGGCUGCCGUCAUGUUACUUUAGUAAGCCGAGAGCCUCGUAUAAACACAUGGCUUAUACGUAAACCAAGUGUUUUCCCACUGGCACUCGGCUUAUAGCGUAUAAGCCGAUCAAGUGUAAACCGUGUCAUAUAAGCCGGGAGUUUGACUUGGCUUAUAUGUAAACCGAGUUUAUAUUGACAUAAGCCGAGUUCUUUGGGUACACGGCUUUAAAGUUUUUUCCUGUAGAGCAAGUGGCAGCCUGAUGGUGAUAUGGAAUUUCCUAUUCUCAUGUGUGCCAUUUGUAAGCUACGACCAGACCACCACUGUAAUGGCCGGCAGGCUGGCUAGCUGGCUCAUCCCAAUGUUUUAUAUCCUCUGCACCAGGGAAGCACCACCCAUACCGAAGCCACUAUGAAACUCCAUCCCCUAGGUCUCUUCCUGCUCUCUUGCACUUGGCUGCUACUAUGUGCUGCCGCGCCGGUGACGGUGAGAGCAGGCAUCCGGCGUGAAGCGGAAGCGCUAGUGAAUUGGAAGGCUAGCUUGGUCAGUGCGGAUGACUCCCUUGGAUCAUGGUCGUUGGCCAACUCCACCAGCCUUUGCAAGUGGACGCACAUCACUUGCAACUCGGCUGGGCACAUGACAGAGCUCCUUCUUAUGCAGACAAGUUUGAACGGCACACUUGACAGGUUCGACUUCUCGGCUUUUCCCCACCUGAAGAGUCUCACCUUGUUCAGCAAUGGUCUAUAUGGUACAAUUCCAGCAGGGAUUGGCAACCUGACGAGCUUGGCCCAGUUGUAUAUCUUCAAUAAUACAUCUUUGAGGGGUGCCAUUCCGCACAGCAUUGGACAACUUAAGCACCUUUCUGAACUGUAUCUAUCACUCCUGGGGCUCGAUAGCAAUCUACCUGAAGAGAUUGGUAACUUGACGACAUUGGAGGAGCUCCAUCUUCACUCGGUUACUUUGACCGGGUCAAUUCCACGAACAAUUGGGAAGCUGGUGAAGCUCCGCGAGCUCAGCAUGCAAAAGAACAAUCUGACAGGGAGCAUCCCACUUGAGAUUGGAAACAUCACACAACUAAACAACCUGCAAUUAUGGUAUAACUAUUUACAAGGGCAGCUACCAGGUACCAUCUCUAAUUUGGCGUCACUCCAGGAAUUGGUUCUGACAGGAAACCAGCUCGGAGGCCACAUCAUCUCUGAGUUUGGGAAUAGCAGCCUCCUGGAUACAGUUGAUAUUGAAAGGAACAACUUCUCCGGGCUGUUCCCGUCAUCCAUUUGCAUAGGAGGACGGCUGCGUAUUGUGAGUGCUAGGUCCAAUGGAUUCACGGGCAUUCACCACCACACCUUCCGAAACUGCACAUCCGUGAGGUAUGUUGACUUCACGGCAAACAACAUUGUUGCAGAUAUAAAGGACUGUGUUGGCGAGCAUCCAUGGCAGCUUAGCAUGAUGAGUUUGGGUCAAAAUCACUUGUAUGGCAGGCUACUGACAGAUGGGGGCAAGGUAUUCAUUUGUAACUCUACUUAUUUAACCUUCCUAGACCUAUCAAACAAUUUGUUAGAUGGAGGUCUCCCCAAGUGUUUGUGGGACAUGCCAAGUUUGGGAUACAUGGAUCUUUCCAGCAAUUCUUUCAGUGGUGUAGUUCCCUCUUGGAAGACUUGCGAAGAUAAUCUUAUCUGUUUACGCCUAGCCAAUAACCAUUUGAAAGGAACCUUUCCUUUGGGUCUUAGGAAAUGCAAAAACCUUAUCAGUCUAGAUCUUGGAGGCAAUAAUUUCUCAGGUAGAAUACCUUCUUGGAUAAGCAAGAGCUUGCCAAAUCUCAUUGUUCUUCGAUUGUCAUCAAAUAUGUUUGGUGGAAUCAUACCCCACCAGAUAUUAAAAUUCCAGCAACUCCAUGUAUUGGACUUGUCAAAAAACAACCUCAGUGGACCCAUUCCAGACAAUUUUACCAAUUUUACUGGCAUGGUACAUAAUGCAGAAGACAUUGUCUCGGACAAUAAUCUAAGAUUUGAGAUAAUUAGUGGGCAGACUCAAAUAGUUUGGAAAGGUGCGGAUCAUGGUUUCCCAAUCCUAAUGGUAGGUAUUGUGGGUAUCGACUUAUCUGGCAACUCUCUGUCACAAGAGAUUCCAAAGGGGCUCACAACCCUUCUUGGACUGAGGUAUCUGAACUUAUCAGGAAAUCAUUUGUUGGGCUGCAUUCCCGAAGACAUUGGCAAUCUAGUACUGCUGGAAUCCUUGGACCUUUCUCUGAACCGACUCUCGGGAGAAAUUCCUCCAAGCUUUGCAGGUUUGAAGAGCAUAACCGCUCUGAACCUCUCGAGUAACAAUUUAUCGGGGUUGAUACCUAUGAGCGAUCAGCUGCGAACGCUCCCAGAUCCAUCCAUAUACAGCAACAAUCCAGGGUUAUGUGGUUUCCCCUUGGAGGGCUGUGUAGACUCGCCGACAUCGACGCAAAGCGGAAUGAGCCAGGCUGAAGACAACAGGGAGGCAUUGUGGCUGUAUUGCUUUGUGGCUGCUGGGUUCAUCUUUGGGUUCUGGCUGUACUGCGGCAUGUUCUGGUUUUACAGCGAGACCUGGAGGUGUGCAUUCUAUCAGUAUGUGGACAACAUGCAAGGGAAGGUAACCAAGAAGAUGUAUAGCUGCAUGUCAUACUUCCAGGCCAAGGUCCAUGGAUGAGCAAAGUGCAUCACGUGGUGUUGAAGUAAAGCUAUGUGCAGGCAUAUGCGCCCAUUAUUGAGCAUAUCUGACUAUCUGUAGUACUUGUCUUCCAUUGUUGUAAAAGAAUACUGACUACGAAGUUAUGUGUAUUUGCUAGUACUUUGAUGUGCAUUUUGUUAUUGAGUUUUUGGGCGCUAGACCUGCAAAUUACAGAUGAA
Messenger RNA from Triticum aestivum (bread wheat), 4223 nucleotides. Its product is annotated as receptor-like protein 12. The transcript is spliced from 3 exons. Gene Ontology annotation, molecular function: protein binding. NCBI's taxonomy places the organism in Eukaryota, Viridiplantae, Streptophyta, Magnoliopsida, Poales, Poaceae. The coding region runs from base 1762 to 4023 and encodes 753 amino acids. The record is from RefSeq and is a predicted model, not a curated record.